AUGACCCUAUUCAAAUCCAAGGUUAAACCUUCUGAUACCAAAAUUAAUGAACCGAAUGAAAAGAACAAUUUAGAUGAAAAAAAUUAUAAUUCAUCUAUAAUUCCAACAGAUGAUGAUGAUUGUACUAUUACAAUAGUAGUACCUCCUACGGCACGUCCAGUUAAUUCACGUUAUUCAAUGCAAUAUUUACAACAAACUUAUUCUGAAGAAGAUUCCCCGGGAAGAUUACGUUCGACUAAUGUCAAGCCUAUAUGUUCCAAAACAAAGAGAUUCACCUGGAAGUCCAUACUCAUCAUUUUUUUGAUUGCUUUUAAAGUGGCAAUUAUCAUUGGUUUACUGAUAUAUUAUGCGUACUUGCAUGGUUUCUAG
Molecule: messenger RNA, 369 nt
Organism: Funneliformis mosseae
Lineage: Eukaryota; Fungi; Glomeromycota; Glomeromycetes; Glomerales; Glomeraceae
Source: the annotation of a GenBank genome assembly